Messenger RNA from Rhea pennata, 7107 nucleotides. RefSeq names its product ubiquitin specific peptidase 54 (gene USP54). The transcript has 26 exons. The record is from RefSeq and is a predicted model, not a curated record. Gene Ontology annotation, molecular function: cysteine-type deubiquitinase activity. The coding region runs from base 1105 to 6345 and encodes 1746 amino acids. Lineage: Eukaryota; Metazoa; Chordata; Aves; Rheiformes; Rheidae. Gene Ontology annotation, biological process: protein deubiquitination.
GGCGCGCCUGGCGGCGGCGGCGGCGGCGGCGCGGCCCGGAGGGAGCGGGAAGGCGGGGGGGCUCCGCGCCGCAGAGAGUACCAGUGUUCUGCCAGAAGCGGAUUUGCAGUCCAGAGGGGUGAUGCGGCUUUAGGAUGCCAGGCUAAGGUGAACAAAUAAGUAAUCCAGGACAUAGUAGGAUUAGGCUGCAGAGCGAAAUCAGAUGCUGUGGAAAGGAGAAGAAAAGGCCUUUCUUUAUUAGCAGGAGAUCUUGAAGAAAUUUAUGCUGAAGUGAAAUUAUGCUUUGUACUUCAAGAUUGCAAAGGAUGUAUAAGAAAACUGGCAUGAAGUUCAUGCAAAUAUUAUUUCUUUCUGGCACAGCUGGGCAUUCCAAUUGCAAAAGAAGGAUCAGGAGAAGAAACUUCUGAAGAUUGCACGCAGAACUAGAAGAACUGUAUCAGAGACGCUUUGCUGUUUUAAAGCUCUUCGCUCUCAAGUUCUGGAGUUGCUUCCCUUUCCCUGAGAGGGUAAUGCCUUUUUCAUCACCCGAGAUAGAAGCGACUGAAUGGGAGCCGCAAAGGUUUUAUUUUGGGCUCAGUUUCUCUGCUAACUAAUUGGAUUUUCUCCAUCUUCUGCAGGAAGAUUAUAAAAGGAUUAGAAAAGGUGGUUUUUUUGGUUUUUUUUUUUUUGUUUUUUUUUUUUAAUUGGAGGCAGAAGGAGGUGUAGGGAGUGCAGGUAGCUGUUGUUUUUCCCUCCUCUUGGUCCUGGGACCAGUGACUUGCCAUUUCUUCCCUGAAGUCACUGCCUGUUUGGAAAAGGGAGAAAUACCAUAACAGAUGAUCUUGUAAGACCAUGGAUUCCUUCCCUCUGCAAACUUUGUAUGUGGCUGCUUGUAAAGGAGGUUUUUGUACACACAAACAUCAGAUGAAGAAUAGCAUCCUAGGCUGGAUUUAAAAGAAACAAACUGCUUGUGUCCUGAUGAAAGGAUAAAUUUUGUUUAAACUGUAAUUGAAAGACGAGUGGAUGUUGUUUCUGCUUUCAACUUUGAUGAAAGAAGGGAAGGGCCUGAUCCGCUAAAAUACUCUGCCGACCAAAACCUGCGUGUUCUACAGCUAAAAUUGGAAAAUGUCUUGGAAAAAAAACUAUUUUUCUGUAGGUCGGGGGAAUGUACAGGGUAUGUUUACUCCACGAAAUACAACCUCGAUAGCCCCCAGUAAAGGUCUCAGCAACGAACCAGGACAGAACAGUUGCUUCCUGAAUAGCGCAUUACAGGUUCUCUGGCACUUGGACAUUUUUCGCCGCAGUUUCCGACAAAUCACAACACACAAAUGUAUGGGUGAUUCUUGCAUCUUCUGUGCUCUCAAGGGUAUCUUCAACCAGUUUCAAUGUAGCAGUGAAAAGGUAUUGCCUUCUGAUGCUCUACGCACUGCUCUUGCAAAGACUUUUCAGGAUGAGCAGCGCUUCCAGCUGGGCAUUAUGGAUGAUGCUGCUGAGUGUUUUGAAAACCUGUUAAUGCGAAUUCACUUCCACAUUGCAGAUGAGACAAAGGAAGAUAUUUGCACUGCACCACAUUGUGUUUCACAUCAGAAGUUUGCAAUGACUUUGUUUGAACAGUGUGUUUGUACUAGCUGUGGUGCCACCUCUGAUCCACUGCCUUUCAUCCAGAUGGUACAUUACAUCUCUACAACCUCUCUUUGCAAUCAAGCUAUAUGUAUGCUGGAGAGACGAGAGAAACCCACUCCAGAUAUGUUUGGAGAGCUACUACAGAAUGCCAGCACUAUGGGAGACUUACGAAACUGUCCGAGUAACUGUGGGGAAAAGAUCCGUAUUCGUCGUGUGCUGAUGAACUCCCCACAGAUUAUCACUAUUGGCUUGGUUUGGGACUCAGACCACUCUGAUCUUGCUGAGGAUGUUAUUCACAGCCUGGGCACUUGUCUUAAGCUGGGAGAUCUCUUUUUCAGAGUAACUGAUGACAGAGCAAAGCACUCAGAACUGUAUUUGGUGGGAAUGAUCUGUUACUAUGGAAAACAUUAUUCUACCUUCUUCUUUCAAACUAAAAUCCGCAAGUGGAUGUACUUUGAUGAUGCUCAUGUCAAAGAGAUUGGUCCAAAAUGGAAAGAUGUUGUGACAAAGUGCAUUAAGGGUCAUUAUCAGCCUUUGCUGCUGCUGUAUGCAGAUCCAAGAGGAACUCCUGUGUCAACACAAGACUUGCCCCCCCAAGUGGAUUUUCAGCAAUAUAGCAGGAUCUGCUAUGAUAGUGAAGACUCAGGGAGAGAACCUUCCAUCUCGAGCGAUACCAGGACAGAUUCCUCUACAGACAGCUAUCCUUAUAAACAGGCGCACCACGAGUCUGUGGUCAGUCACUUCUCUUCUGACUCGCAGGGGACGGUCAUCUACAACGUGGAGAAUGAUGCCGCUUCACAGAGCAGCAGGGACACAGGACACCUGACUGACAGCGAGUGUAAUCAGAGGCACAUUUCCAAAAAGGGCUCUCUGGCAGACCGCAAAAGGAGUUCUAGCCGUUCUCGGCGAAAAGCGGAUGAGGCACAGUCAUCGGGAUACCAUAGUGAAGGAGAAACCUUGAAGGAGAAACAAGCCCCCAGAGCUGCCCCCAAACCAUCCAGCAGCACCAGCAGACUGAGGGAAUUUAAAGAGACAGUCAGCAAUAUGAUCCACAGCAGACCACAGCAGAUUUCUCAAACCAACCAGAAUUCUCCUCGUGGAGGGAGUGGUAUGGAUCAGGCAGAAACACGACCCUCAAAAAGCCUGCCUGCACAUUCUCGAGACUGGGAAAUGGAGAGUACCAGCAGUGAAUCUAAAUCUAGUUCAUCUAGCAGGUACCGGCCAACCUGGAGACCCAAAAGAGAGUCUCUGAACAUAGACAGCAUCUUCAGUAAGGACAAGAGGAAACAUUGUGGCUAUACCCAGCUUAGCCCCUUCUCUGAAGAUGCAGGUAAAGAAUUUAUGGAGAAUGAGGUGAAGGACCGUGCUAUUCAAGAAACGAGAUCAAGCCAAUCAAGUGUCAGAUAUAAGCGUGGUAUGCUUGGCCGGGGAACACAGCAUACGGUGGAACAGCGUCCUCAUCUAAUACAGAGGAUGGAGUCUGGCUAUGAGAGCAGUGAACGCAACAGCAACAGCCCAGUUAGUCUGGACUUGCCCUUGUCGGAAACCUCAAGCACCCACAGGGAUGUCCAUAUGAAGCGAGCUGGUGGAUUGGUUCCUGCCUGGCGUAACAUUCCGAAGUCUCACAGCAGCAGCAUCUUGGAAGUGGAGUCCACCUCAACUGGGAGCUGGGUGAACAGCCAGCACCCCAUUGGAAAUGGUGGGGAAAUGCUUGUCCCAUUAAAGAGUGAACUGGAUGAAUUACAAGAGGAGGUGGCAAGGAGAGCACAGGAGCAAGAACUACGCAGGAAACGAGAAAAGGAAAUGGAGGCAGCAAUGGGCUUUAAUCCUCGUCCCAGCAGGUUCAUGGAUCUAGACGAACUACAGAAUCAGGGGAGGAGUGAUGGCUUUGAGAAGUCCAUGCAGGAGGCAGACUCAAUCUUUGAAGAGUCGCUGAAUCAGGAGCAGAAGGGGGAUUGUGCUGCAGCUUUGGCUCUAUGUAACGAAGCUAUAUCUAAACUAAGACUUGCCAUGCAUGAUGCCAGCUCUAGCACUCACAGCAGAGCCCUAGUCGAUAAGAAGCUGCAAAUCAGUAUCCGAAAAGCCCGGAGCCUCCAGGAUCGCAUGCAGCACCAACAGCCAUCGCAGCCGCUGCCGCCGCCAACCUGCCACCCACCACAGGGUGGCACCAUGGCCCAGUCUACAAGUGAACAGACUGGCCCGCUCCAAGUACUGCUGAGCCAGGAGGUACCACUGGAACCCAACAAAGAAGUGGAAUUUGGGUCCAGUUCUUUCUUCCACCCACCUGCUUCCUGCCAUGAAUUGCACUCAUCAUUAUAUCCAGAGUCUUCCUCCUUGCCCCCUUCUGAAAGCAAUCCAUCCAACAGGAGCUCUCCAAACAUUCAGUCUGCUUCUGCUGAUUUUCAUGACCAAGUUCCCUCUUUUCCCUGUAGGCAAGGGCUGGCAGAGAGGUCUGCAAGAACUGAGAAUGAUGCCCACCAUAGUGUGGAAUUUGAGACCACAGCCACAGGACCAAAAGACUAUAGGGAAUGCUGCAGUAGCAGCAAGUUAGAAGAGGUUCAUAACAUAACAGCUAUUCUCACAUCUCAGUACAAAACCAAGGCUAACACAAUAAACUCUGGGUCUUUGCCUACACUGUUUCCCUGUACACAUUCACCACAAGCAGCAUCUCCUGGAAAAGAUGGCCAGCACAGUCCUUGUUCGAAACUUUCAAGUUCUCCAGUACAGGCCAGCAUUGAUCAUUUAGGGGACUAUCAUGCAAUGACCCCUGCAGCUUCAUCCCCUUCACUGCAGUGCUCCCUGGAUCCUUUCCAGAAAACAAAUCAGUACUCCAGAGCAAACAGCCAUGAGAUUUUAUCACCCUCACAGAAUGAAUAUGGCACAGCAGAAGGUUGUAAAUCUGAGGCUUUUAGUAUGAAGGGACAUGUUCGUUCACUGGCAGAGCAGUUUCAGAAAAUGCAUGCAGUCUCCCAGAGGAAGGGUGCUCAUGAAAAAGGCUGGAUUGCUGCAGUGUGUCAGGAUGAGAAGUCUCCAAAUCUAAUACAAAAAUCCUUUAUCAACCCUUCACCCUCUGGUUACAGACAGCUAAUCCAUCAAGGCCAAGAGAACAGAAACCAGUCUUCUGAAAAAUUGCAGUCAUCUGUGGAUAUUAGGGAUGGGGUAGUUUCUUUGGAGGGCUUUAGUGCCCAGCUUGUUGCUUCUAAGAGUCUUUGUCCUCACAGCGAAGAGCUAUGUAGAAGAGGUGGACAAAAUGUAGCAGAUCCUGCACCCUACCUGGAAAGGCACUGUCAUGAUGGAGGAAUGAAGCAGGGGGACAAUGGAGCUGCUAGUAGCAUGGUUGCCUCUAUGCCUGUGGACCGUUGGGUGAAUAACGUUACUAGGUAUUACAGUUCUCAGAAGGAUAAUAAGAAAACUGAAUGGCUUCCUGUACCUGGGAGGAGUCCAUCCCUUUCUGAUCAGAGGGCAGUUGGAGAUGACUUGAGCAGGAUCCCAGUACAUCUGCAUCCACAGUGGAAUCAAGAUACAGAACAGGAGCUCUCAGAACUGGAAUCCCUCUAUCAGACUAGUCUGCAGGCAUCUCAGGCCCCUAGACCUCUCUUGGGAAGACAGGACAGUGCUAGGUAUCCAUUUGACCAAUCAGUCUCUGCAAACCUAAAUGUGAAGAAGCUGCAUGCUACAAGUGGCAUGGGUCUCUCGAAAACUCCAACAGCAGAGAUCGAGCGCAGUCUGUAUGGAUCCAGUGUCUCUUCUGUCUCCAAGGUCACGUAUACCAGAGAACAUAGGGAACCAGAAGAGGAGGAAAUGUACAGUGCAGAGAAUUUCCGGCGCAUUGCUCGCAGUCUCAGUGGGACAGUCAUCACAAACAGAGAGGAGACCUUGGUCUCUUCUCAGAGUUUUGAAGCACCAAACAUGAGGAAAAUGCCAGUGGAAACCAGCCACCGUUCUUGCAGCUCCACCUCCCCUCCUUUCCCCCAUGAUCCUCCCGUGUUUCCCUUUGAUCCCCAGCACAACCCAAACCAGGUGCAGCACCUACCCCAUGAUGCACUGAUGCCCAGCAUGGUGGGCAAGGCACGUAAAACAUCAGGAGAUCAGAAGAACAUCAUCCAGAAACUUUUGGUUGUGCCUGACAGGGGUGAAGCUUUCCAAGGUGAAGACUACCCAGGUGUGGCACUGAGCUAUGGGAGCCUACCUUAUGCACCCAAAGGCACCCUGUCCCAGGGGCAAAGGCCUCUUGUUAAUCCGCAUUUAGGAGGUGGAGCAUCAAGUGUCACUGGCCGCUGGCUGAACACAAGCUACACUGCUAAACAAACAGCCACGUUACCAGAUAAACGAACCACGCUCUGGGGUGGGUAUGCUGGCCAGGCUGCCAAAAGGUUACAGGAGGGCUUUCUCCAGCAGCCCUCACAACGUCAGAUGCAUGAAUCCUAUACAGUCAGCUGCAGGCUGCCAUGCAGCACAGACUAUAGCACUUUAAGAAUACCACGUGAGCCUUCUUGGGAUCCUGGUGCUCCUCAAGGUUGUCCUGUGCCCCCCUCUUGUACUAAGGCUCCAGGUCCAAGGAGAGUUGAUAUGCCCCCAGAGGAAGACUGGCGACAGAACAGCUAUACCCCUCAGCCUGGCAGAAGGCGAAUACUGCCAGUUCACUUGAUGGAUGGGACUUUUUCUUCUGCUUCUGAGGCACACAGAAAUAUGCUGGCCCGAGCAACAGCAGCUACUGGCACCAUGCAAAAUAAUGGCUGGUGAGAUCCUUUCCACUCCUUGCACCCUGGAAAUCCCCCUGAGAACAGACUAUAGCUGUUGCCUGGGUGUAGAUUAUAAAGAGACGGCAAACUUCUUCAGUUGGUAUCUGUGCCAGUUUUGUCUUAAAAUGUAGCUAUACAGUAUGUGGAAACUAAUUGCACUGUAUUUCUUCCUGACACUACUGAACUGCUGUCUGGAUGGGGUAUGGAUGGCUAUACUAGUCCCAGCCUCUCCUAACAAAAAAGUGCUAUAGGAAAGAUAAGCUUAAGGGGCAUUGGUUACGGGUAUGUUUUGCAUGUUUUAAAGGAGGAUGGCCAAAAGGACGUUUUUAAGGACUCUUUCAUUAAAUGUAGCUUUGGUUAAUUCUUUGUAUACAAAGGCAGUCCUUUUGUUUUCCUCUCCUUCCUCCCCCCUGUUCCUUACUAGGGGAAAAAAAUGACCUACCUUCCAGGUUCCAAUAAAUGUACAUUUGCCAGGCUGGCAGUUAGUGAGGCAAACCCAAUUUUCAGUGUGCUGAGAUCUUGGACAGAGAUCACAGCUAUAUUUGCUGCUGAGGAAGUGGCAGGGAGACACUGUUCAUCAGUAAACCAGAAAUUUCCCCACUUCCUUAAGGCAAACUAACAAUGCUUCAAACAGAAAAGACUGUUAAUGCUGCACGCUUAAUUAUACCAAUGUAAACACAGAAUAAGUUUAACUAUUUUAGUGUCAAACAUACUUGCUUUUGUAAGUAUUUUUCAAAUAAAUCUAUGAAAAUAGUUCUAUUUA